Oncorhynchus tshawytscha (Chinook salmon) is the source of this 3230-nucleotide messenger RNA. Its product is annotated as ras-associated and pleckstrin homology domains-containing protein 1-like. The coding region runs from base 1713 to 3230 and encodes 505 amino acids. The transcript is spliced from 10 exons. The record is from RefSeq and is a predicted model, not a curated record. Lineage: Eukaryota; Metazoa; Chordata; Actinopteri; Salmoniformes; Salmonidae.
GAAUUUCGCAUGUAGAGUUUCACAUUCUGAGGUCAAAUUGGUGGUUCCACUUGAUUUUUCACCUCAAAGCAGUAGGUGGGCCUACUUUGGACAUGUCUUGGGGAACGUUGUGUUGUCAAUUACAGGAUGCUCAGUGGGUACCAUGGUAAUGUCCAACAGCAAUAUCAGCCUGACCAUGACACCUUUUCAAGGGACAGACUACAUUGUCACGGCUGUAUCACAACCAGCCAUGUUUGGGAAUCCCAUAGAGCGGCGCACAAUGGCCCAGCGUCGUCUGAGUUUUGCCGGUUGAAUGGUGACUGGGUGCCGCUCCUGUAUACUGCGUCCCUGCGCUGAAUGGCAUGUAAACAGUACAGAUCUAAUCCAGGGGAAAGGACCUGUCUUUCUCCUGCCUGUUCCAAACCCCUUAACUUACAACACCCUAAACACCCCAACAAUCCCCACUAGGACUCUUAUGAGGAGCCUGAUGCAUCUCCAGACUCAAUGUAUUUUUUGCCUCACAAACCGCAAACCAUUUCACACCCACCCAUUCCCCAACCCCUCUCACCAUCCAACCCCCUCUCCCAGUAGUACAACAUCGGAAGUUACCCGACACCCCAAAAAAUACCAGGGGUAAGGCUGUUGUUACCCCUUCCCCUCCCCAACCGCUCACAGCCACCAAGUCCCCAGCUAAGCCCCCGUUGCUUUCCCUUCAUCCACGACAAUCCCCAGUUACACAUGAUACCCACUCCACCCCCCCAUCAAGCCAGUUCCUUUCAAGUUCUCCCCUGAGUUUUCCCAUACCACCUCAGCCUGCUGAGACAUCACACAGUCAAAGCGUUGAGCAGUACCAAGAAUACAUGCAGGUGGAGCAUCAACCUGCGUUUGUGGCUUUAACAUAUGAUCCUACUGUUUCUGUCACUAAUCACCCCAGUUCUCCCCAGCAAGAGAAGCCUAACCAACACACCCAACCUCUCACUCAACCACCUACUCUCUCCUCCUCCUCCCUCAGUAUCAUCAGUCCCUCUAUGCAUCAACACCUGCAGAGGAAGCAUAUUGCCCCUGUUCCUCCAACAAGCACACCACAGGAUCUAGAGAUUCCACAACUCCCCCAUAUGGAGGCUGUCCAGCACCAUAACCAAUAUUCUAAGUAUGUCCCUCCAGCCCCCUUAUCCCACCAGAAUAGGCCUUCUCCUCCCUCUGGACCUCAACACCAUCACCCUAGUUCACCCAGCCACUAUUCCUACAUGUACCACUACACACACUCUCAGCCUGGUAGUCCCAGUAAGCAUACCUCUGGCUGUCUCACAUCCUCCUCUCUAUCAGCAAUACAGUGUCCCUGACCCCACUUUACAGCACUAUCAGAAGUAUGUAGCACCUCCAGCUCCUUCUAACCCUCCAAACAUCCAGCAUCACUACCCCCCAUACCAAUUCCACCAAUAACAGCCAAAUCCUAGGUUCCAUGCCCCAGCUCCUACCCACCUCUUGAAAAGAACCCUUCUCUAUCUCUAUGGUUUUCGGCACCCUGAACCUGAUGGACCCCCCCCAAAUUUCGACAUCUCCAUUCUUACCAUACCCAUGUGCCAAGAGAGAGGCCCACUGGCACCGCAGUCCACUGAUUGGAAAUGUGAGGUGACAACCCAAGACCAUGCCUGGGAAGAAGUUGACCCAAGACCAUGCCUGGGAAGAAGUUGACCCAAGACCAUGCCUGGGAAGAAGUCUGUUGACACCAGAUGUUGAAUUAUGGAAGUUUUGAAGGCCACGGUUUUCAAGGGAAGGUCUAUGGUCCAUCCACUAACCACAACCCCCACUCCAGUGAAUGGCUGUCGAUGAGGCCUCUGGUCCAGUGUAAUGACAACCUCAUGAUGCUCACUGCAUCUGGACGAGGAUACACACAUCUACUGGUGGAUAGAGCGGGCACCUCUCCCAUCUCCCUGUUCCAGCUGCCGCCGUCCUGUGGCUACCAUGUGAAGACUACCUGGAGAGAGAUGGUGAUGAUGGCACCAUACGAUGGCUGCUACAUCAUGCAGGAGCAUGGUAGUUAUGUCCUGCCCAUGCUGUGGUGGGGCAGCCCUGUGAAGAUAAUCUGCCCAGUCCCCCACCCUGACCCCCGACCCCACCCUGUCCACCCAAACUCUGUCCCCUCAGUACUCUGCUCCCACUUUGGCAUGGCCAUCCAGAUACAUGGAGAGGAGGAGGUCAUACACACCCUACAGGUCAUAGAGAACGGCGAGUGGGUGCCGUUUGUGUCUGAAGAGUGUGCCUACCAAGUGGAGUCUCACUCAGAAGACCUCAUAUUUUAUGUUCCCUUUACAGCCCCAUGUGUGAUCAUCCGGAAUGGAGUUCAUCGACUGGUCCUAUUGGACGGCCAGGACUUAAUCCUCUCCUGCCCCUCACACCACCCUCCUCCAUUUCCCUUCUUUCCCUCCCCUCCAUUUUCUCAACCCUUCUCUCCUGGUGACCCACAGCAGCAGAUACCUGACCCUGUGACUUUUGUUCCCUCCACCAGCCCUCCCCUUACCUCUCCUCCCAUCACCCCUUAUACUCAAACCCCAGCCCAUGAACAGAUGCCCCAACUUCCUGUGUUCCCCCACCACCUCCCUCAUGGCAUGUAUCCCCAAAUUCCCCAUUUCCCUUAUGGUGGAGCUGGUUAUCACCGUCUCCUCCACCCUGGUCACGAUCCAUACCCUGGCUCCCAUCAUCUUCUCCCAGGGAGAUACCCAGGCCAGCAGCCCUUCUUCCCCAUGGGGCCUGGGAAUCACCCCUACGGCUCUGGAGACCACAGUGACUCCUUUUACCUCUCCCCGCCCCCUACCCACGAUCCCAUGCUCGACUAUUAUAAUGAAAUUGCCCCUAGUGUCCACCGUUCUUCUGUUGUCUAUCCUACUCCUCUUAUAGCUAUCCGACCACCGCCUCCCGCCGCUUAUACCAAACCGCCUCCCGCCGCUUAUACCAAACCGCCUCCCGCCGCUUAUACCAAACCGCCUCCCGCCGCUUAUAAACCGCCUCCCGCGCUUAACCGCCUCCCCGCCUAUAAAACCGCCUCCCCGCGCUAUACCAAACCGCCUCCCGCCGUUAUACCAAACCGCCUCCCGCCGCUUAUACCAAACCGCCUCCCGCCGCUUAUACCAAAAACCGCCUCCCGCCGCUUAUACCAAACCGCCUCCCGCUUAUACCAAACCGCCUCCCGCCGCUUACACCAAACAUUCUCUUCCAUAUUAUACCGAACAACCUCCUCCUCUCGAUACUGA